This is a messenger RNA of Condylura cristata (star-nosed mole), 1142 nucleotides long. It is a transcript of the gene WDR45B, whose product is annotated as WD repeat domain 45B. Gene Ontology annotation, molecular function: protein binding; phosphatidylinositol-3-phosphate binding; phosphatidylinositol-3,5-bisphosphate binding. Gene Ontology annotation, cellular component: cytosol; phagophore assembly site membrane; extrinsic component of membrane. Bases 257 to 1093 code for a protein of 278 amino acids. The record is from RefSeq and is a predicted model, not a curated record. Lineage: Eukaryota; Metazoa; Chordata; Mammalia; Eulipotyphla; Talpidae. Gene Ontology annotation, biological process: nucleophagy; autophagy of mitochondrion; protein lipidation. The transcript has 7 exons.
UGGCUGGGGCUGGCUGGAGGCCGCCCCCGGAGAGCCUGGCCGGCAGGGACUCCCUGGAGGGCCCUCAGGGCGCCCGGCGCAGGGACACGGCGGACUGCGGUGCCGGGCCAGACCGGACGCGCUCCGCCCCGGCCACCACAGGCUAGGGGCAGGGGCGGCCGGCAUCCGCGGCCGGGCUGAGCGCUGGAGAGCCCGCUCUGGCUGCCCGGGCCGGGCACGGACAGUCUCUCCCGCCGCAGGAUGCUUCGCGUGUGGCAUGGAGAACGGGUUCCGGGUCUACAACACCGACCCGCUGAAGGAGAAGGAGAAGCAAGAGUUCCUCGAAGGAGGCGUGGGCCACGUCGAGAUGUUAUUUCGCUGCAACUACUUGGCCUUGGUUGGUGGUGGGAAGAAGCCGAAGUACCCCCCGAACAAAGGUGAGGCCCCACUUGUGUCCUGCCCUGGCCCGCAGGGCGCGAGGCCUGGACGGUCGCGGGCCCGUGCAGGCCUCUGCGUCCUGUGCCCGAACAGCAACAACUCCCUCCUGGCCUUCCCGGGGACGCACACUGGCCACGUGCAGCUGGUGGACCUGGCCAGCACGGAGAAGCCGCCCGUGGACAUCCCCGCGCACGAAGGCGUCCUGAGCUGCAUUGCGCUCAGCCUGCAGGGGACUCGGCUGGCCACCGCGUCCGAGAAGGGGACCCUCGUCCGAGUGUUUGAUGCCGCGUCGGGGCACCUGAUCCAGGAGCUGCGCAGGGGCUCUCAGGCCGCCAACAUUUACUGCAUCAACUUCAACCAGGACGCGUCCCUCAUCUGCGUGUCCAGUGACCACGGCACCGUGCACGUCUUCGCCGCCGAGGACCCCAAGAGGAACAAGCAGUCCAGCCUGGCGUCGGCCAGCUUCCUGCCCAAGUACUUCAGUUCCAAGUGGAGCUUCUCCAAGUUCCAGGUCCCCUCGGGCUCCCCGUGCGUCUGUGCCUUUGGGACGGAGCCCAACGCCGUCAUAGCCAUCUGUGCCGACGGCAGCUACUCCAAGUUCCUGUUCGGCCCCAAGGGCGAGUGCCUCCGCGACGUCUAUGCCCAGUUCCUGGAGAUGACCGACGACCGGCUGUGAGGCCGCCCGCGCCCGGCACCAGACGGCCACCGAGGUCCCGCGGACACCG